UGUUAACAAAAUUAUACAAAUGCAUUAUGUAGAAUAAACCGCUUUUACUAUGAAAGAAAUACACAUUGUUUUAAACUGUUCCAUAUUUGUGUAAUGGUAUUUAUUAUGAAGCAGCAAUUCUCAGUGGUGUACCCACGUGUGGGUACAUGGGCUGCUACUGGUACGUAUAGGAAAAAAAUUGACAAUAAGGCUUGAAACCAUCUAACUCCUUUUUACAACCAAACACAUGACACUUCAGGACAAGUUUAAGAGCACUUUUUUUCCUCCCCAAAAACAUAACGUCAAAAUUUUCCAUUUAUUCUCAAAUUGACUCAAGUGUUAUUUUAUGUGUAACUUUCUUCAUUACAAAUAAUUCUUCCACUGUGUACACAUUCUACUUGUUUUACUCACUUAUAACAGCACUUGUAUCAAGGUUCCCCAAGUUUUUCACAUUUCACAUCCUACGUUUCGUCUUUUUUUUUUUUAACACCACAACAUUUUGUUCCAAUACUCUUAUCAUUUGGGAAGUCCCCAAAAAUAUGUGUAUGGUGUGAAUCCAUGCAUCCUCAUAAUCUCCAGCAAGGUGGCUGGAUCGAUAAUUUCUUUCCUUAAGAGGGUAUAAAAAAAAUAAAUAAACACGUUUCCAAUCAAACACGCUCCACAGUGGAAAAUGUGGUUUGAGUUAGCAGAAAUUCAGCCAUUCUUCAUCAAUAAAAAGGAAUAUUUUACGUGCAAUACAUUUUAAAAGAAACAUUAGGUACAUGUUUUUUUUCCCACUUGAUUUUGUGAUAUUGUGACUGCAUUGUUAAUGUCAAUGCUACAUUGGCCUAAACUUAUUUGGUAAAACUUUAAAACAAUAUUUCCAUUUUAGUGUCUUGUACUUCUCAUGUAGUAUAUUGUUUAAAUAAAGUUGGACUGAUUUGAACUUUUACUUCAACACUCUUGCAUUUAAUAUUAGCAGUUUUUUUUAAGUUUAACGUUAAAGAACAAUGCAUUUCAAUUGAACAUUUAGACUAUUUUCCUAAAUGUAGGUGUAGUGUCUGUUUUUAUUUUUUUUUAAUACAAAUGUUGGUCUCGAUUGUGGUACUUUAAGACCUAAGGAUUUUUUUAAGUGAUACUUUGUGUAAAAAGAUUCAAUUAUUACUGUUUUAGAGAAUAUGUUCAUGAUUCAAAGCCUGAGUACGGUGGUAUUCUCCCUUUUAAAACUAACAGUGUCUGUUCUGCAACAUCCAGUGAGGUGAAAAAAAACCCGGAUUGGUCUAAUUGCUGGGUUCAUAACUCUUCGCUCUGGGUCUUACCCCCCAAUUGGUGAACUUUUACCACCUAGCCUUUAAUAGUGCUCACGAACAACAAGCUUUUUGAUCUUUGAUCAUGAUGAAUAUGAUGAUAAAGGCUAUAUGUUUGUGCUAAGAUGCAAACAUUAUAGAUUGUCAAGUUGUGUAAUAUAAAUGUAAGCAAACGCGUAAUUUCUAAGUUACUAUUUAGAGCAACAAAAGAGUCCUCGAGGAAUUCACUAAUUGACGUUACCGGACUAUCGAGUCAGUGACGAUUUUUUUUUUUUUUUUGCCCAACAUGGCACCCAUAAAACACGGGGACAAAAUGGCGGAUUGUGAGACAAAUGCGUACUCUUCAACAUGCCGUAAAGCAACGUGAUAAAGCCCCCACCUCCUUUUUUGUUUUGUUGCAGGGUUGUGCCAUGCACACACUGUGUGCGUGAAGGAGGGAGGCGUUCCAGAGCGAGAGGCUUGUGUGCAUGUCUCCGCGCAGAGCGACCUGUGAACCUCACCGUACGAGUCGCCAUGGCCGAAUUUGGGCAGCUCAAGCGCGUCGGUCCACCGGUUGCUGCUCCUGCUUCUGCUGCUGCAGCGCCAGGUGGAGCCGCGGGAAGCCCCGAGACGCGCCGCGGAGGAGAGCCGGUGUCUAACGGCAACUGCAACCCGACGGAUCCCGCGGGGAGGCUCCAUAGGGGGUCCAGCUGUGAGUCCCCGACGUGGGAGGGCUUGGAUUCGGCCACUAAGUCAUUACCUCGACGCAGCAGUCUCAUUAAGGAUGGCUCCCGGGCGGGUCGCGAGAGGAAGAAAACCGUGUCCUUUAGCAGCAGCCUAUCAGAGAAGAAGAUCAGUAGCGCGGCCGACUGUAUUCACUCGAUGGUGGAAGGGAGCGAGUUGAAGAAAGUUCGUCCCAACUCUCGCGUGUACCAACGUUACUACCUACUGGACGCAGGCCUGCAGGCUCUGUGCUGGGAGCCUUCCAAGAAAGAGUCGGACAAAGCCAGGAUCGGACUCUCCUCCAUCCGAGAGGUGCGAACAGGUCGCAACACGGAAAUCUUUCGUACUAGUGGCGUCUAUGAGCAGAUUUCGGAAGACUGCGCGUUCUCCAUUAUCUAUGGAGAGCUGUACGAGAGCCUGGACCUUGUGGCCCACUCAACAGAAGUGGCUAAUAUUUGGGUGACAGGCCUAAGGUAUCUGAUACAAUAUGGGAAAAACGCCCUGGACAUGCUUGCCAGCAGACAACACAGACUUCGUCUCGGCUGGUUGGAGCAGCUUUUCUCCUCUGCUGCCGAUUCGGAAAUUCACAAGGACAUUGAGCAAGGCAUUUGCUUGCAGUCUGCCGUCAAACUGAUCCAGAUGGUGAAUCCCGGGGUGAGCGGUGCAAAAGUGGAGCAGAGGUUUCAAGAGCUCCAGAGGGGUCGAGCGGAGCAUCUUUCUCUUAAUAAUGGAUCAGGAGCCAAAGACCACACCAAAGUCACGGCAACACCGGGGGCAAGAAACGAGCGGGUCACGCAGCAGGAGUUCAUUGAGGUCUUUCAUGAUUUUUGCACACGUCCGGAGAUUUACUUUCUCUUGGUGCAGUUUUCCAGCAACAAGGAAUUCCUGGACACUAAAGACUUGAUGAGGUUCCUCGAGGCUGAGCAAGGUGUCGCCGAGGUGACCGAGGAAGACAGCCUGAGCCUCAUCCAGUCCCACGAGCCAUCAGAAGAGGGCCGGCAGCAGGGCUACCUGUCGAUGGACGGCUUCAGCAGCUACCUGAUUUCUCCGGAGUGCCACCUCUUUGACAGGGAACACGACAUCGUCUGUCAGGACAUGUCCCAGCCUUUGUCUCACUACUUCAUCAACUCCUCUCACAACACCUACCUCAUUGAGGACCAGUACAAAGGACCCUCUGACAUUUCCGGCUACGUACGGGCGCUCAAGAUGGGCUGCCGGUGUGUAGAGGUGGACGUGUGGGACGGUUCUGAUGAGGAGCCCGUGGUGUGUACCGGACACACACUAUGCCCUCCUCUCGCUCUGCGCAAUGUCUUGGAAGCAAUUGGACGCUUUGCUUUUGUUGCGUCAGAGUAUCCGUUAAUAGUCUGUCUCGAGAACCACUGCUCGCUUAGACAGCAGAAAGUGCUGAUGCAGCAUCUGGUGAAAAUACUCGGGGAUCAGCUCUUUACACGCUCCCCAGACGAGAGGGAGUCGUACCUUCCCUCGCCGCAAGCCUUAAGGCGCCGGAUCCUGCUGAAGGGGAAGAAGCUGAAGGUGGGCUGGGAAGCGGAGGACGGCGAAGUAAGUGAGGAGGAUGAAGGGGCUGAGAUGUGUCCAAGGAUGAAGACGGCGGCCAAUGGGGGGGCAGCACCUGGGGACAGCGAGAAAGGAAAACUGCAGAAAAGCGUGCCUUCAGCAGUCGCCACGCUGUGUACCCUCCCUCACCUUCCUCACAAAAAGUUCCUUCUGCUGAAGGAGCUUUCGGACUUGGUGACUCUUUGCGAGUCAGUCCACUUCAUUGACUUCCCGACGUCCGCCAAAAGACAAAAACCUUGGCAACUGUGCUCCUUCGACGAGACCCAGGCCGGGCGUCUCGCCUGCGAGAGCCCCGGCGACUUCGUCAACCAUAACAAACACUUCCUGUCGCGAGUAUACCCGAGCCCCAUGCGCAUUGAUUCCAGCAAUAUGAAUCCUCAGGACCUGUGGAAAUGCGGUUGCCAAAUCGUGUCGAUGAACUUCCAGACGGCCGGACUGAUGAUGGACCUAAACGCAGCCUGGUUCCGGCAAAACGGAAACUGUGGUUACGUAUUGCGGCCUGCCAUCAUGCGCCAGGAGGUGUCUUACUUCAGUGCAGAUACCAAGGACACCGUGCCUGGGGUGUCGCCGCAGCUGCUCCACGUGAAGGUCAUCAGCGGACAGAACCUUCCCAAGCCGAAGGGUUCCGUGGCCAAAGGGGACGUGGUGGACCCUUACGUAUACGUGGAGAUCCACGGCAUCCCGGCUGACUGCACAGAGCGUCGCACCAGGACCGUCUCCCAGAACAGCGACAACCCGGUCUUUGACGAGAGCUUCGAGUUCCAAAUCAACCUACCGGAGCUCGCCAUGGUUCGCUUUGUGGUGCUGGACGACGACUUCAUAGGAGAUGAGUUCAUAGGUCAGUACACCAUCCCGCUGGAGUGCCUCCAACCCGGGUACCGUCACGUCCCGCUUCAGUCUCUGACCGGGGAGGAUCUUCCUCACUCCAAGCUCUUCGUCCACGUGGCCCUCACCAACCGCAGAGGAGGGGGGAAGCCUCACAAAAGGGGUCUCUCGGUGCGAAAAGCCCGGAGGCGGCGGGACUACACGGCUCUGAGGGACUUGGAAAUCCGGUCUGUCGACGAGGUUUUCAAAAUGGCCGGUCCUCUGUUGCGAGAUGCCACGGACUUGCGGGAAAACAUGCAGAAUUCUGUGGCCACGUUCAGAGACCUGUGCGGCGUGUCGGCUGCGUCGAACCUCAUGCAGUGCAUACUCGCGCUGGGCUCCAGGGUGAGAGGACCUGACGGCUCGCCUUUACUACUGUUUGACCUCCAGACGCACUACCCCACCGUGGAGCCUCAGGGACCCCUGCCCGAUGUCCUUCGCCGUGUUGUCUCCACGUACGAUACGAUGGUCCAGGCCAGCAAAGCUGUGUUGGAGCUCUCCGAUGGAAUCUAUGAAAGGAUUCUGCAUAUCCAGACCACAGCUAUGACAUUCCACGAGCAUCUGCAGAGCUUGGCGGCGAAGGAGGGGUUGAAAGGUCGCAAGGCGGGUCGGGCCGUGGAGAGUUUCACCUGGAACAUCACCAUCCUCAAGGGUCAAGCCGAUCUGCUCACGCACGCCAAGGCCGAAGUUCAGGAGAACGCGAAGCAGGUGCGCGACGCCGUCCUGGCGGGCAACCUCGCUCGGGAAGGUCAAGGCGUUCCGAGGGGUCGCUCGCAGUCACGGAGGAGUCAGCACGACAACCCCGCCAUGAGCGUGUGACGGCCGAUUAGGGCGAUGCGGCUCGACUCGACCCGGUUGCCCUCGUGGGUCUUGUCCGUCGACUACACGACACUACACACUCGCCAGGGAGGGCCAAGGAAUAAGCCGUUUAGUGUUUGGUAUCGUGCAACAUUCAGGUCUGGACAAUUUGUUUGCAAAAAAAAAAAAAAAAAAAACAACACAAAAUGUUGGCCUUUUUCUUUUGUGCAAUAUGAUUAUUUUACGUGAGGGGAAUGAGCACACAAAACAAUCCCGAUGGACAAGGUCAGGGUUGGGCUGGACUAAAGGUGGGCAAAAUAUCUAAAUUGCCACUAGGUGACAUUGUCAGUGCAGCUGUUUGUCUCCAUGUGCCCGGCGAUUGGCUGGCGACCGAUUCAGGAUGUACCCCGCCUCCUGCCCGUUGACAGCUGGGAUAGGCUCCAGCACUCCCCGCGACCCUCGUGAGGAUAAGCGGCGAAGAAAAUUGGAUGGAUGGAAGAGUACUGUCAUAUUUAUGUUGCAGCUGUUUGUUUUUGCAACCCUAAAAUCAGUUAAAAUAUGUAUUUUUGUUGUAUUUAUUUAAUUAAAUAUAGGUUAUUUGUCAAUAGUCCAAUUAAAAAUUAUCAUAAAUAAAAAAAAAAAAAACUGAGUGGUGUCUUGAGUUGAAUUUCUAUUGUGACGAGUCGUAACAAAUCAUCCGUACUGAAUGGAAAGACCACUCAUCUGUUCCGGCCUUCCAAAAAGGAGAAAAAAAACUUUAGCACUGCAUAAUAUUGGAUUAUAAAAUUAAAUAACCUAAUGAAAUAGACUAUAAGUAGUUUUUAACCGGACAUUUUUGCUUCAUUCAGAAGAUGUGCUGAUUCUGGUGUGGCUGCAGUGGCCACCAGGGGGCAGUAUAAUACAGACAGACAUACAAGGAGCCGGUCACAGCUUCUCAGUAAACUGCAGUUGGAUGAAAAAUGUAUGCUGGUGACUACUGUUAUGCCUUUAUGUAUCGCUUGACUCUUUGUACUCGUACAUCUGUUGCUUAAAGGGUUAUAACCCCGCAACAUGGAUGCUUUUCCAGUGUUUUGCAUUGUUAGCUUGAAGCUGAAUGGUCAUUCCUGAGGCAAAGUCAUGUGGUUGUUUUGGGUGGAAUUUUAUUUCUUUGAUGUUCAGAUUUGAGUUUGGUGUUUUAGGGGUGGCAAUAAACAGCUCGAAGCCUUUUCUAGCAGGAAUGUUUGUUUGUCCAGCUGCUCCUUGUUGUGAAGUGAGUUGGGUUCACUGCCACUGUAAAGUGCUUGAAUAUCAAACUUUUGCUCGUAAGUCAAAGCAAAAAAAUACAUAUUUCCAUGCGAGGUCACUGCCAUCUCAAGGCACCACUGUAUAUUUACUAAUUGUCUGGUUGAGUAAAGUUAAAAUGAAAAGAAAUAAUCCUUUUUAUUUUUAAAAUGAACAAUUGUAGAUAUUUUUUCCAAAUAUGCCCAUCGGCCUGUUUAAAAAAGAAAGAAAAAAAAAUCAUCAAACGUGGCCCCUUUAGCACAAAACUUGGCCUCCCCUUAGUUCCCCUGACAACAAUUCUUUGCUAUCAACUUUGUGGAUUUUUUUGUUUUUUUGGGGGGUGGAGCGGGGGUUGUUUCCUUGUGCACAAAGAGGUCCAAAUAACAGUCCUUGUCAAGAGCUCGACCCUGAUUUAUUAUUGUAUAUCAAUGAAGCGAUUCAUAUCAGAAUUCAGCGUCCCAACACUGUUUAUAUCGCGACGUUACAUCACGUUUUCCCUUUCCAGAUAAGCACGAGGCUUGUUUUCCUGAUCCGGUCACCACGAAACCCGCUCGGUAUUGUCUCGUUAACGUCGACCCAUCACUGCUGUUGUGUUGUGUGUAUAGCUUUUAAUGUAUGACUUUAUUUGCGUGCAAAUUAUUGUACAGUAUUUUGAUAAGAUGUCAUUCUUUUUUUUUUUUUUGCUGUCAAAUAAUGUUUUAAACAAGUUGGAAACAUUCCAGGGCCAUCUGUGGAGUUAUUGUGCAGCUCCGGUCGGAGACGUUU
Molecule: messenger RNA, 7229 nt
Organism: Syngnathoides biaculeatus (alligator pipefish)
Lineage: Eukaryota; Metazoa; Chordata; Actinopteri; Syngnathiformes; Syngnathidae
Product: inactive phospholipase C-like protein 2
Exons: 14
Coding region: 1779-5225 (1148 amino acids)
Biological process (GO): lipid metabolic process; intracellular signal transduction
Molecular function (GO): phosphatidylinositol-4,5-bisphosphate phospholipase C activity
Source: RefSeq, a predicted model, not a curated record